Peromyscus eremicus (cactus mouse) is the source of this 1173-nucleotide messenger RNA. RefSeq names its product opioid receptor mu 1 (gene Oprm1). Gene Ontology annotation, molecular function: beta-endorphin receptor activity; G-protein alpha-subunit binding; morphine receptor activity. Gene Ontology annotation, cellular component: neuron projection; membrane. The record is from RefSeq and is a predicted model, not a curated record. Gene Ontology annotation, biological process: G protein-coupled opioid receptor signaling pathway; neuropeptide signaling pathway; sensory perception of pain. The transcript has 4 exons. Bases 1 to 1173 code for a protein of 390 amino acids. NCBI's taxonomy places the organism in Eukaryota, Metazoa, Chordata, Mammalia, Rodentia, Cricetidae.
AUGGACAGCCGCACCGGCCCGGGGAACACCAGCGACUGUUCUGACCCCUUGGCUCCGAGUUGCUCCCCAGCACCUGCCUCCUGGCUCAACUUGUCCCAUGUAGAGGGCAACCAGUCUGACCCAUGCGGUCUGAACCGCACCGGGCUUGGCGGGAGCGACAGCCUGUGCCCUUCCGCCGGCAGUCCUUCCAUGGUCACAGCCAUAACCAUCAUGGCCCUCUACUCUAUCGUGUGCGUAGUGGGCCUCUUCGGAAACUUCCUGGUCAUGUAUGUGAUCGUCAGAUACACCAAGAUGAAGACUGCCACUAACAUCUACAUUUUCAACCUUGCUCUGGCAGACGCCUUAGCAACCAGUACACUGCCCUUUCAGAGUGUCAACUACCUGAUGGGAACGUGGCCCUUCGGCACCAUCCUCUGCAAGAUCGUCAUCUCAAUUGAUUACUACAACAUGUUCACCAGCAUAUUCACCCUCUGCACCAUGAGUGUGGACCGCUACAUUGCUGUUUGCCACCCAGUCAAGGCCCUGGAUUUCCGUACCCCCCGAAAUGCCAAAAUUGUCAAUGUCUGCAACUGGAUCCUCUCUUCUGCCAUUGGUCUGCCUGUAAUGUUCAUGGCAACCACAAAGUACAGACAUGGGUCCAUAGAUUGCACCCUCACGUUCUCCCACCCUACCUGGUACUGGGAGAACCUGCUCAAAAUCUGCGUCUUCAUCUUCGCCUUUAUCAUGCCGGUCCUCAUCAUCACCGUGUGUUAUGGACUGAUGAUUUUACGACUCAAGAGCGUCCGCAUGCUGUCAGGCUCCAAAGAAAAGGACAGGAACCUGCGUAGGAUCACCAGAAUGGUGCUGGUGGUCGUGGCUGUGUUUAUCGUCUGCUGGACCCCUAUCCACAUCUACGUCAUCAUCAAAGCCCUGAUCACGAUUCCAGAGACCACCUUUCAGACGGUUUCCUGGCACUUCUGCAUCGCUUUGGGUUACACAAACAGCUGCCUGAACCCAGUUCUUUACGCGUUCCUGGAUGAAAACUUCAAACGAUGCUUCCGAGAAUUCUGCAUCCCAACCUCCUCCACCAUCGAACAGCAGAACUCCACUCGAAUCCGUCAGAACACUAGAGACCACCCCUCCACGGCUAAUACAGUGGAUCGAACUAACCAUCAGAAAAUAAAUUUAUUUUGA